Messenger RNA from Coregonus sp. 'balchen', 13393 nucleotides. NCBI's taxonomy places the organism in Eukaryota, Metazoa, Chordata, Actinopteri, Salmoniformes, Salmonidae. The record is from the annotation of a GenBank genome assembly.
GAUAGAGUGGGUGGUGCGCAGCGCAACAGUUCUCUCCAACACGGAGUCCACAAUUCAUCGUUUUUAACAAAAGGAAUACGUUUGGGUUUAAAUUGGGGAUUUCAAUCGGGUGAGUUCUGUUGGUGUAUGUUCGCGGCGUAGCCUAUACUCUACACUGCAUUUUAAAAGUGUAUAAUUAGAUGGCCAUUCAAACCCUUGCUAUGCUCGGUAAAUCCGCAAGCGAGCGGUUAUGGCGCAUGGGACGUCCGGGGUUACCGAUUGAUGGGCACAAUAUUUGCCAUAUCUGAUUAAUAUAUAUAUUUUUAACUGACAUAUGCUACUGCUUCUUUGAAUUAAUACUUGAGUAGCCUACCAUUCACAUUCUAUUCCAUAUUCUGAGCCAUAGGCCUAUCCAAGCCUUUACGCAUAAUAUUGUAACGACCCUGUAUUGUGUUCUGUGUUCAUGGAGCAAUAUGCUUAGCCGUUUCCACUGGUCCAAAGUUGGCGACACUUCUUUAAUUGGAUUGAUCAUGUAUUUUUAUCCCAGUUUACUUUCACUAGGUGAAAAACAACUCUGAACAAUUAUUUUACCGUAGCUACCUCACCUCUGAUUUUCUGUCUGCAUGUGUCUAAUGUCCACCCCCUCCCCCCUCCAAAGCUCCCUGCGUGCGUGACAAUCAGCCAAUAUAAAAUAUUGAAGUUGGCGCUUAUUUUGGGUGUUAAUAAUUUUGGACGGGUACAUUUGUGUCUUGUGCCAUGUUUGCUUGGUAAGCCGUUAAAUCCUGUAGUUGUAUCUGUUAGUGGGGGCAAAAGCACCAAAUUAGAGGAGAUGUACUGCUAUGAUGUUGGAUACAGUUUGCACCAUGCAUGCGCUGUGCACGAGGCAGGCUUGAUGAUGAUGACAAUGGUGAUGAUGAAGAUGAGACAGUGCAUUCCAGUCUCAGAUGGUCAACUUCUAUUUUAUUUCACUGACUUGCACAAAAGAGAGGGCCAUACAGUCAGCCAUAAACAUCCUGACCAUAAUGGAACUGUCUUUAGAUCACCACAUAGCUACUAAGCCUUGAACCCUCUCAAAAUCCCACUGCCAGCUGUUCACCUCUCCUGUCAUCUCUCUAACAAAACUACUAGGCUACUCUGUCCUCAGUUUCCAUGUUUGUACCUACUUGUUUGGCAUUGUCUGGUCUGUUCUCCCAUGGAGAUAUGACCCAAAUCACCAAUCCCAAAACUAGUCACUCCCCCUGCAGUUAAAAGACAGCUGGAUGGGUGUAAACAAUAGCAGCAUCCCCUAUACCAGCUGGCAGUAGCCUGGGGACCAGGGUACCUGAGGGCUAACCAUAUCCCUGAUAGCCAUCCAAUUCUUUCAGGUCUGCAGAAAGGUGUCGGUAAGUGCCUAUUAUUAGGGGUGAGGAUGUUACCACCUGUAACAGAUGGCCCAGUACAGGCCUACUGCAGUGUUUCCCAAUUCUGGUCCUGGGGACCCCAAGGGGUGCACAAUUUAGUUUUUGCCCUAACACUGCACACCUGAUUCAAAUAAUCAACUCAUAAUCAAGCAUUUACAACAUGUAAAGUAUAUACUUUAAAAUAUAUUUAGAAUUGUUUAACACUUUUUUGGUUACUACAUGAUUCCAUAUGUGUUAUUUCAUAGUUCUGAUGUUUUCACUAUUAUUCUACAAUGUAAAAAAUAGUUUAAAAAAAAAAUAAUAAAACUUGAAUGAGUAGGUGUGUCCAAACUUUUGACUGGUACUGUAUGUAUAUAUAGUAUGUCAUGUGAGGUAUUGGUCACAAUAUCAGUCUUCGCAUCCCCAAUCCAAACCUUAACCUUUGUGAACUACAAAUUUACAGCUGAAUCUAGACAGGCACUUUCCAACAUGAGUUCAUCAAUCCAAAUUCUUAAGGAGAUUAUUUUAUUUGAAUUUCAUUCCAGAAUAACUUUAACUGCCUAUUGCCCAAUAGAAUCAACCAUUAGCCUGUUUAGCUAGGCCUAUUCCAAUGACCUUGGCCAGCACAAACCAAUGCAAAGGCUUAUACUAGUAUGUGACCAUAAAACCCUUGGAAUAACAGUGACUUUCGCCAAGACCGGAAGUGAAGAAAGAACCCUCCAACAGAGUGGUCAGUCAGGCAUGAAAGCCCCAAAUCACUGACACAGUGAUCUACCAGUUAACCCGUAUUUAAUCAUUAAGGUCCGGCCCUGACUCCCUGCAUUCUGCCACCAUGAUCAGCUUAAGGGGGUAUACCACAGUGAGUGAGAAGUGGUGGCCGACCGUAUGCUACUCAACCAAGCUAGCCCCCCUCUCACCGCACUGUGCGUGUGUGUGUUAGCGUGCGUGCGCGUGUGUGUGACCUUCACCGGUGAAGUCACAAGCCUAUUAGCCAGCAGUCUCUUAUGUUUGCCUCCCCUCACUCACCGUCACAUAGCUGUGCUUACUAAUCCUGCGCUUAUUCACUCUAUCUGCUGGGAUUUAACAGGUUCAUUUGACAAGCCACAAAUUAGAUAUUGUUAUGGAAAUGUGAUUGUUGGUUGGAUAACUAGGUGGGAUCUGUCUGUGUGACAGCAGGUGAUGUUGUGGGGGUUAAUGGUAGUGGCUUAGGAUGGAUAAAGGAUAGUAGGGGAUAGGAGAGGGACGGGAGUAGAGAGCGAACUGAACUGUCCCUAAUUUAGUUAAGCUCUGGGAUUUGGGGAUUACCUUUGGCAAUUCAUCUUGUUACGUGUCUGUGCACAGUGAGAGGAGGACAGCAGAUGUAGCAGGGUCGGAGUGUGUGGGGGAUUAGUGAUGGACACAGUGGGCACAGGAAGGAGAGUUUCACUGUACCUCGACACACUCACGCCAUGAACCAAGGGAGGAAGGAGGGAGGGAGAGAGGGAGGGAGAACGAGAUAGAGGGACAUGGAAGGGAGGAGAGCGAUAGAGAGCGUAACUGAUGAAAGAAAGGGGUGGUGAGAGGGAGGCAUGGAGGGAGGGAGGGGAUAGGGGACACAGAUGGGAGGAGAGCGAGGGAGUAGAUAGAGAGAGUAACUGGUGAGAGAAAGGGGUGGAGUGAGAGGGAGGCAGUGGGUGAGGAUGGGGGAAGAAAGUCUCAAAAGGGAUGAGUAGGAAGUUUAGUAUCGGAGGGGGGAAAGAGUGUAUAGGAAGUUGGGAGGUAAAGGGAGAGGGAGUAUGAGGAAACAGAGAGGAGAAAGAGAGAUAUGUUGAUGAGCUGGAUAAUGGAUUGCAAGAAAGGGGACCGCAGACUAAAAAAAUCAUAGAGAGAGAAGGAGAGAGAGACAGAGAGGGAGAUUUUAUUUAGGAUCCUACUUACUGGGGUCUGACACAUAAUGAAAAAGACAUUACAGACAAAAAUACUUUACAAUCUAGGUACAUUUAAAACCAUUAACAUGUAGACAUUCCAGACGUGUGUGUGUGUAUCUAUCAGUUACACAUACAUGUCAGUAUAUACACACAAAUAGUAGGCGAGAGAGAGAUAGAAAGAGAGCUGGAGGGAGACAGAUUGGAAGCCAAGGCAAAGCCUUAUCCCUUAGGCUUUGCUUUAAAUGAAGGGACAACACGAGCGCGAGAGAUGGUUGCCUUACAAUUGUACGUUGAAUCAACCUCAAUGCCAUUUUGUUGAGCAAACACACAAUCCUAUUGCAGCUGGUUGCCUUACACUGUACAUUUAUUCAAACCUCAAUGCUGACUUGCAAAGUCAUGUGUAGUUCCUAUUGAAAUCUAGAGUGAGGAUAUCCAACAACUGGAAUGUUUAAUCACCCGCAACCUACAUUGAGAAUGACUGCCGGGGUAAGGAAGAUUAAUUAUUGACACUAUCGAAAUCAUCUAAACUGGAACAGCCAUUUCAGUGACGGGUGCAAAAAGUCCAACUACUAACAGAUUUAAUUAGUUUAGAAAAAUGUACACUGCUCAAAAAAAUAAAGGGAACACUCAAAUAACACAUCCUAGAUCUGAAUGAAUGAAAUAAUCUUAUUAAAUACUUUUUUCUUUACAUAGUUGAAUGUGCUGACAACAAAACCACACAAAAAUUAUCAAUGGAAAUCAAAUGUAUCAACCCAUGGAGGUCUGGAUUUGGAGUCACCCUCAAAAUUAAAGUGGAAAACCACACUACAGGCUGAUCCAACUUUGAUAUAAUGUCCUUAAAACAAGUCAAAAUGAGGCUCAGUAGUGUGUGUGGCCUCCACGUGCCUGUAUGACCUCCCUACAACGCCUGGGCAUGCUCCUGAUGAGGUGGCGGAUGGUCUCCUGAGGGAUCUCCUCCCAGACCUGGACUAAAGCAUCCGCCAACUCCUGGACAGUCUGUGGUGCAACGUGGCGUUGGUGGAUGGAGCGAGACAUGAUGUCCCAGAUGUGCUCAAUUGGAUUCAGGUCUGGGGAACGGGCGGGCCAGUCCAUAGCAUCAAUGCCUUCCUCUUGCAGGAACUGCUGACACACUCCAGCCACAUGAGGUCUAGCAUUGUCUUGCAUUAGGAGGAACCCAGGGCCAACCGCACCAGCAUAUGGUCUCACAAGGGGUCUGAGGAUCUCAUCUCGGUACCUAAUGGCAGUCAGGCUACCUCUGGCGAGCACAUGGAGGGCUGUGCGGCCCCCCAAAGAAAUGCCACCCCACACCAUGACUGACCCACCGCCAAACCGGUCAUGCUGGAGGAUGUUGCAGGCAGCAGAACGUUCUCCAUGGCAUCUCCAGACUCUGUCACGUCUGUCACAUGUGCUCAGUGUGAACCUGCUUUCAUCUGUGAAGAGCACAGGGUGCCAGUGGCGAAUUUGCCAAUCUUGGUGUUCUCUGGCAAAUGCCAAACGUCCUGCACGGUGUUGGGCUGUAAGCACAACCCCCACCUGUGGACGUCGGGCCCUCAUACCACCCUCAUGGAGUCUGUUUCUGACCGUUUGAGCAGACACAUGCACAUUUGUGGCCUGCUGGAGGUCAUUUUCAGGGCUCUGGCAGUGCUCCUCCUGCUCCUCCUUGCACAAAGGCGGAGGUAGCAGUCCUGCUGCUGGGUUGUUGCCCUCCUACGGCCUCCUCCACGUCUCCUGAUGUACUGGCCUGUCUCCUGGUAGCGCCUCCAUGCUCUGGACACUACGCUGACAGACACAGCAAACCUUCUUGCCACAGCUUGCAUUGAUGUGCCAUCCUGGAUGAGCUGCACUACCUGAGCCACUUGUGUGGGUUGUAGACUCCGUCUCAUGCUACCACUACAGUGAAAGCACCGCCAGCAUUCAAAAGUGACCAAAACAUCAGCCAGGAAGCAUAGGAACUAAGAAGUGGUCUGUGGUCACCACCUGCAAAACCAGUCCUUUAUUGGGGGUGUCUUGCUAAUUGCCUAUAAUUUCCACCUGUUGUCUAUUCCAUUUGCACAACAGCAUGUGACAUUUAUUGUCAAUCAGUGUUGCUUCCUAAGUGGACAGUUUGAUUUCACAGAAGUGUGAUUGACUUGGAGUUACAUUGUGUUGUUUAAGUGUUCCCUUUAUUUUUUUGAGCAGUGUAUGUUAUUUAUGUUUGGGUAAUCAACCAAUUAAUGUAUAUGCAAAAACACAGGUAUUGAAACAAACAAUUCUGAAAAUCAACCUGCAAUAGAGCAUGCUGGAAAACAUAACGAUGGUCGUGGUUUUGAGCAAACAUACUGUACAUUUGUAAUCUUACUCAACAAGCUUUUUCAAAUUCAGCUCACUUAUAGAAACGUUUGUAGAGUGAACAAACGUUCACAUAUUAGCUACAUUUCUUGUCCACCCAACUCACAGAAUAAUGCUGAUUAAGUUAAGUUGGUUUUUCUACAUUGAAGACAAACAUGAAUUUGUAUUUUGACUCACACGUUAGCUCAAUUUAUUGUCUUUCUUAUGUCCACCAAACUCACAGAAUAAUGCUGAUUAAACAAUUGGUUAAGUUGGCUUUUUUACAGUGUGUUACAAGUACAACCCCUGGACAGGACGCUAUUCUAUCACAGGGCCUUACCUACCAAUCUGUCUCUUUAAAGCUGAGUGCCAAGCAAAGGUGCAUUUGGUCUGACUCAGUUUACUUACUUACUUACCAUGUUCCGGGAAAAAUGGCAUGACUCAGCAGGGUACACUCUUUAAAAUAAAGGUGCAAGUUGGAACCAAAUAAGGUUAUUGAGAGCGAUUUCAUAGGGGAAUUAUUUUAUGGUCUCUAGAGAACCAUGAAUUUGAUGGUUGUUUGAAGAAUCAUACAAAAAUCCAAAUCAGAAAUGUUUCAGCCCUCAAGGACCUGAAUUGAAUAGCCCUGCUGUAGGGUUUAAGACUUAUUUCCCAGGGUGCCUUUCCAGUGAAUUGUAGUUACCAGUACCACCUAUGACGGUGUUUGCUGGUGACAGAGACGUGGUUGUUGCAUUCAUUAAUUUUCAAUCCUGUGGCCUUCAACAAGUGAGAUCCUAAGUUAAUAUUUUGUCAUUAAAAUACAAUUAUUUAAGACAUAAGAAUACGUAUUUCAUAAGGUUUUCUUCUGAAGACCUAGUUUUAUCCUAAUAAGGUGGCCUAGAAUUCAUUGUUUUCAGGCCACAUCAGGCCUGCAUGACACAUUAUGCUGCCUUGCAAAGUGAUGUGUAAUUCCUAUUGGAAUCCAGCCAGACUGAGGAUAUCCAACAUUCCAACCCGCAACCUGCAUUCAGAAUGACUGCCACGGUUGGGAAGACUAAGAUAUGAGACUACCUUAAACAUCUAAACUGGAACAACCAUUUCAGUAACGGGUGCAAUAAGUCCAAGUAACAGAUUGGAAUAGUUUAGAAAAAUGUAUGUUAUUUAUAUUUGAGUAGCAUAAGAUUAAUUAAUUAAUCAAUGUUCAUGCAAAAAUGUACCUGCAAUAGAGCAUGCUGGGAAAUAUGAUAAUAAUACCAACACUGGGGUUCCUUUACACCAAUGAGUGUUAAUUUAACUCUUGAAUCAACACUAGAAAUGUUACACUGGAAAAUAAACAGUUAGUUAACACUAACCAAUUUGCUGUGAAUGGGACACAUCUGCAGGCUUCCACACAUUUCAAGAACCUUUCAGAAUUCUGAAGAACUGUAGAUGCCAGGUCAAGGACCCCACACUUGACUCAAAGGUUCUUUAACGGGCAAAAGUUCUCCAAGGAACCUUAAGAGCUGAGGAAGAACCAUUUAAAAACCUUUAUUUUCUUCAGUGUAUCGAACUCCCAACCUUCCAGUCUCAGGGCGGACACUCAAACCACAAGGCCACUGAGUUGGUUAGCCGCAACCCUAACCCUAUCCAGUUUACUUACUUACCAGGAUGUUUAGAAUUCAUGGCAUAUUAAAAUAUUUCUUACACUGCUCCAAAGUGAUUGCUCUUCUGUCUCCUCUGCCUUUUAGCUAAGCUGCGAUGCGAUUGGCCAGUGUGCAAGCGCGGGCCCGUCGGGCGGCUGAGGAGAGAGAAGAGCCGCCCCCAGGCCCCGCCCCUCCCUCCACCCACCACUCUGACCACCAGUUCAAGAACAUGAAGAGCAAGUUCUUCAACGAACUCACCCACAUGCCAAGUGAGCCCUGAACACAAUGAACACACACACACACACACACACACAUUCUGUGUGUGUCAUUUCAUUUCACAUAAUGUCCUCUCAUCAUUUACUCUCUUUCAUUUCAUCCCCUGCUUUUCCUCCACUUAUCACAGAUCAUAAACUCAAAAGUAAGUUAAUAUUGUUUUACCAUUGCUUGUUCUCUCCUUUCCAUCCUUCCUCAAAAUAACAUCUCAAAUAUUAUUAUUCCAUAACAUAAGGCUACACAAGGCCUAUGUAUGUUGUGUUAUACACUAAGUGUACAAAACAUUAAGGACACCUGCUCUUUCCAUGACAUAGACUGUCCAGGGAAAUACAGUUGACAGAUAUGAUCCCUUUGAAUGUUUGUAAGUUUUACAAAGUCUUUAUAUAAUGUAUAGUCUGUAUUCCCUGACUGUUGUUUGCAAUGUUUGGAUACUCUGUAGUAUACUCUUGUUUGUUUUUCUAUAUUGCACAUUUUGAAUUGCUUUACCAAAAAAUAAAAAUAAGCCAUGAUCCCUUAUUGAUGUCACUUGUUAAUUCCACUUCAAAUCAGUGUAGAUGAAGGGGAGGAGACAGGUUAAAGAAGGAUUUUAAAGUCUUGAGACAAUUGAGACAUGGCUUGUGUAUGUGUGCCAUUCAGAGAGUGAGCAAGACAAAAGAUUUAAGUGCCUUUGAAUGGGGUAUGGUAGUAGGUGCCAGGCGCACCGGUUUGUGUCAAGAACUGCAACGCUGCUGGGUUUUUCACGCUUAACAGUUUCCCAUGUGUAUCAACAAUGGUCCACCACCCAAAGGACAUCCAGCCAACUUGACACAACUGUGGGAAGCAUUGGAGUCAAAAUGGGCCAGCAUCCCUGUGGAAUGUCUUUGACACCUUGUAGAGUCCAUGCCCCGAAGAAUUGAGGCUGUUCUCAAUAUUAGGAAGGUGUUCUUAAUAUUUUGUACACUCAGUAUAUAUGUCAUAACGCUACAUAGGCCUAUGUAUGUUGUAUAAUAGAUGUCAUAAGGCUACAUAAGUAUUAUAUGUAUGUUAUAUGUAUGUUGUUAUGUAUGUUGUAUUAUAGAUGUCAUAAGGCUACAUAAGUAUUAUAUGUAUGUUAUAUGUAUGUUGUUAUGUAUGUUGUAUUAUAGAUGUCAUAAGGCUACAUAAGGAUUAUAUGUAUGUUAUAUGUAUGUUGUUAUGUAUGUUGUAUUAUAUAUGUCAUAAGGCUACAUAAGGAUUAUAUAUGUUAUAUGUAUGUUGUUAUGUAUGUUGUAUUAUAUAUGUCAUAAGGCUACAUAAGUAUGAUAUGUAUAUUAUAUGUAUGUUGUUAUGUAUGUUGUAUUAUAGAUGUCAUAAGGCUACAUAAGGCCUAUGUCUGUCUCUCCCCCAGUGCCCAUGUGGGCAAUAGGAGCCAUAGUGGUGGUGGUGCUGGCUCUGGUGGCCUGUCUAGGUUUCUGUAUCUGGAAGAAGUGCAUCAACAAGGGCAAGAAGCCCAAGAAAGUACGCGAGAGGAAAGGAGGCCGAGGCAGAAGGAAGAAGGAGGGAGGCGGAGAAGGAGAGGAGGGCAAGGUGAGAGGAGACAGAGGGAGGGAGGGCAAUAUAGUGGGUGGUGUAAUGGGUUCAAGUACCUAAUUUGCAACUGGUUUUCAAAUGAUCUGAAGUGAUUUCCAGAUGUAGUGACAGUAUCUGUGUGAAGGGAGAGACUAAUGCAGUGGCUGUGUAAUGAUACCUGUGAUUAAUGAUUGAUGUGAUGUUCUCUGUCAUGAAGGAUGGAGAGGGUAAGGAAGGAGAGGAGGAAGAAAAAGAGAAUUUUGGAAAACUGGAGUUCACCCUGGACUACAACUUCACUGACAACCAGGUGUGUGUGUGUGUGUGUGUGUGUCCGUUCGUGUGCGUGUGUGUCUUGUCCUCCCUGACAUUUGACCUUCUGGAUGCGAAGUGUCUGACUAUUGACAUGUCUAAAGGCUCUCUGAUCUCUGCUCUUUGUCUGCUCAGAUCUCAGCUUUAACCUCUGACCUCUUAUUUGUGUCUUCAGUGACCUUUGACCUUUUCCUCUUAAUGGCUCAGCUUUAAGCUGUGACCUUUACAGGGGACAUUUUCUAUCUGCUAAAACGCAGAUGCGCAACAUACCUGAGAUUUUACCAAACACAAACGUAACACUUCAAAACAACGGCACAGCACUUGAGUUUGGAGUGCUGCUGCAGUACACAUCUCAUUUGCCACAUAUAUGCAAUGUUUACCGGGAUUCAAUUCAAGCCGCAUAAUAGCGCAGUGCACUUCAACUGACUUUUAAAUGUAAUUUCCGAUUGAGACGUCAUUUGUUGCGUUUAUCAUUCCCUUUAAAAGCAGAAUCGCAAUAGCCCUAUAUGGAUUGAAUCCAGGCCUACAUUUGCCUAAAUGAUCACUGCGUUCAGUUCUUACGGACAUUGUUAAAAAUAUUUGGAAGGCCAUUGCUUACCUCUGACCUUUUACCCUUCUCUGCCCCCUCUUCCAGCUGAUCGUGGGCAUCCUGCAGGCUGAGAACCUGCCAGCCAUGGACAUGGGCGGCACCUCGGACCCCUAUGUCAAGGUUUACAUGCUGCCAGACAAGAAGAAGAAGUUUGAAACCAAAGUCCAGCGCAAGAACCUCUGCCCUGUGUUCAAUGAGACCUUCAUCUUCAAGGUCAGUCUGUGGUGCUGGAGAACAGAUGGCGAUAGUGAGAUGUGGUAUUCAUUCAUGUGUAUAUGUAAAAGCCUUAGAAAAGCUCUUACAGUACUGAGGUUUCUGUGGUCGAGAACUCUCUGUCCUGACCGUCAUCUCCCUGUUCUGUGUGUCCCUCCACAGAUCCCCUACCAGGAGCUGGGCGGUCAGACUCUGGUCCUGCAGGUCUUUGACUUUGAUCGCUUUGGUAAACACGAUGUGAUUGGACAGAUCUCCAUCUCCAUGAACAGUGUGGACCUGGCUCAGCCACUCCACGAAUGGAGGGAUCUGGUUGGAGGAGAGAAAGAGGAGGUGAGAAAGGAUGAAAACAGUCUGUUUGGGUUUUGGGUGCAUGUUUUUUUUACAUCUACCUGUCUGUGUCUGUCUGUCUGUCUGUCUCUGUAUACCAACCUAUAACUGUGUGUUUGUCUGGUCACAGGUAGAGAAGCUAGGGGACAUCUGUAUCUCUCUGCGCUACGUCCCCACAGCCGGUAAAUUGACCAUCAACAUCAUGGAGGCCAAGCACCUGAAGGCGAUGGACUGUGGAGGCUUGUCAGGUGACCCUCUAUUAGUCCUUACACUCUCCUAGUCAAUACUAGCCAUGCUGUGAUAUUACUGUCUCCUAGUCAAUACUAGCCAUGCUGUGAUGUUACUGUCUCCUAGUCAAUACUAGCCAUGCUGUGAUGUUACUGUCUCCUAGUCAAUACUAGCCAUGCUGUGAUGUUACUGUCUCCUGGUCAAUACUAGCCAUGCUGUGAUGUUACUGUCUCCUGGUCAAUACUAGCCAUGCUGUGAUGUUACUGUCUCCUAGUCAAUACUAGCCAUGCUGUGAUGUUACUGUCUCCUAGUCAAUACUAGCCAUGCUGUGAUGUUACUGUCUCCUGGUCAAUACUAGCCAUGCUGUGAUGUUACUGUCUCCUAGUCAAUACUAGCCAUGCUGUGAUGUUACUGUCUCCUGGUCAAUACUAGCCAUGCUGUGAUGUUACUGUCUCCUAGUCAAUACUAGCCAUGCUGUGAUGUUACUGUCUCCUGGUCAAUACUAGCCAUGCUGUGAUGUUACUGUCUCCUAGUCAAUACUAGCCAUGCUGUGAUGUUACUGUCUCCUGGUCAAUACUAGCCAUGCUGUGAUGUUACUGUCUCCUAGUCAAUACUAGCCAUGCUGUGAUGUUUACUGUCUCCUGGUCAAUACUAGCCAUGCUGUGAUGUUACUGUCUCCUGGUCAAUACUAGCCAUGCUGUGAUGUUACUGUCUCCUGGUCAAUACUAGCCAUGCUGUGAUGUUACUGUCUCCUAGUCAAUACUAGCCAUGCUGUGAUGUUACUGUCUCCUGGUCAAUACUAGCCAUGCUGUGAUGUUACUGUCUCCUAGUCAAUACUAGACAUUCUGUUACAUUACACUCUCCUAGUCAAUACUAGCCAUGCUGUGAUGUUACUGUCUCCUGGUCAAUACUAGCCAUGCUGUGAUGUUACUGUCUCCUAGUCAAUACUAGCCAUGCUGUGAUGUUACUGUCUCCUGGUCAAUACUAGCCAUGCUGUGAUGUUACUGUCUCCUAGUCAAUACUAGCCAUGCUGUGACAUUACACUCUCCUAGUCAAUACUAGCCAUGCUGUGAUGUUACUGUCUCCUAGUCAAUACUAGCCAUGCUGUGAUGUUACUGUCUCCUGGUCAAUACUAGCCAUGCUGUGAUGUUACUGUCUCCUAGUCAAUACUAGACAUUCUGUUACAUUACACUCUCCUAGUCAAUACUAGACAUUCUGUUACAUUACACUCUCCUAGUCAAUACUAGACAUUCUGUUACAUUACACUCUCCUAGUCAAUACUAGACAUUCUGUUACAUUACACUCUCCUAGUCAAUACUAGCCAUGCUGUGACAUUACACUCUCCUAGUCAAUACUAGCCAUGCUGUGACAUUACACUCUCCUAGUCAAUACUAGCCAUGCUGUGACAUUACACUCUCCUAGUCAAUACUAGCCAUGCUGUGACAUUACACUCUCCUAGUCAAUACUAGCCAUGCUGUGACAUUACACUCUCCUAGUCAAUACUAGCCAUGCUGUGACCUAUUAAUGACAUCUGGUUGCCUACAUUUUGUUGAAGUAAUUAAACUUAAACCACUGGGAAGCAUUACAGAGUUGCAGACGGUACAGAUUAAUCUACUGUACAAUCAUUUGACCGCAAUCUUCUUCAUCGAAGUGGCUCACACUCUGUUUGACCUCUGUUUUCUGUAACUAACAUUCCUCUCUACCCCAUGUCUUCUCCGACCAGAUCCCUUUGUUAAAGUGGUGCUGCAGCACCAAGGCAAGCGGCUGAAGAAGAAGAAGACUACAGUCAAACAGAACACUCUGAACCCCUACUUCAACGAAAGCUUCAGCUUCGAGAUCCCCUUCGGCCAAAUACAGGUAUGUACACCAAACUUCCCAUAAGAUAUCUUGGGGUCGUGAUAACAGGUUUUCCUGUGGGUCGGGCGACCUGUGUUUGAGGACUCUCCCGUCGUUUCUCUAGAACAUUGCACUCUCCCGCCAUUUCCUGCUGUAUGUUGAACAGCACUGUACAUUUCAGCUGACUUUUUUAACUUGACGCUUUUUCCACUCUUCCUUUUCCUCUUGCAGAAAGUCCAAGUGUUGAUCACGGUGUACGAUUACGACAAGCUGGGCAGCAAUGACGCCAUCGGGAAGGUUUGGAUCGGCUUCGGCGCCUCUGGGGUGGGCCUCCGCCAUUGGUCAGACAUGCUGGCCAAUCCAAGACGUCCCGUGGCCCAGUGGCACGCCCUGUGUCCUGAGGAGGAAGUGGAUGAGGCCCUGAAGAAACCUAUCCGCUAAACGCACACCCAGCCACUGAACAAUCCUGUACAUGUUAAAACAAACAACAUAAGACCUGAAAACUAAACAACAGUGGAUAAGCUCCACCCGAAGACCACAAUAGUGCUGAUCAUGACACAACACACUUCUCACGUAGAAACUCCAAGGAAACAAAAUGUAACUACCGCCCAAACACUACAAUCCACCUGUACAUCGCUGCAGUGCUGGAAUGACAUUUCUGAUACGUUUUUUGAGUACUCUCUCCUUCCUUAUUAUUCUCCAUAGAAAAUCUUUUUUGGCCUAUUAACUAAUUGUACUGUAUGUUUUUACUAUUGUGUCCAUUUUGAUGUUAAGUUAUGAGUAUGGCUGACUGUUUUCUGCUUUUUUUUGUGUUAAACUGUAGUACAUGAAAGCUUUCUCUGUUUUACCUCCUGAAUGUAAUGUGAGUGGUUGUAAAUAGCUAAAUAAAUAUUUCAAAAAAUUACCAGAUGGAUUGUC